Messenger RNA from Lycium ferocissimum, 1732 nucleotides. RefSeq lists its product as uncharacterized. The transcript has 16 exons. Gene Ontology annotation, molecular function: protein binding; protein-macromolecule adaptor activity. Gene Ontology annotation, cellular component: nucleus. Lineage: Eukaryota; Viridiplantae; Streptophyta; Magnoliopsida; Solanales; Solanaceae. Gene Ontology annotation, biological process: proteasome-mediated ubiquitin-dependent protein catabolic process. The coding region runs from base 105 to 1649 and encodes 514 amino acids. The record is from RefSeq and is a predicted model, not a curated record.
AGGCACACGCAUUCUUUGUCUCCACUCGUCCAAAGCGAAGAAUUUCAAGUGAUACAACUCUGCCCCAAUCCUUAAAUUUUGCAACUGAAGAGCUGUGAAAGGAAAUGGAAGGAUGUAAUAAUAAGCAUCAAUCUUUUUUCCAAGACAUCAAAUCAAGAGAGCUUCAUGGAUUCCGAGUUAAAAAAAGACCAUAUAUGAGCAUUGAAUCUUCUGAAGUCAACCAAAUUGGUGCUGUGGCUGUUGAGCACGAUGGCAACACACCGCCUCCCAUGGCCAUUUCCUUCUGCAAGACAACUAAAAAUUCUCAUAUUCUUGCUGUUGCUGAUGAGGGUGGAUAUGUUAGCUUGUAUAAUACCAGGUUGAAGUUUCCUUCAUCAUCGACACACCAGCAAAAUGCAGAAAAAGCUAAGAUGUCAGAGUGGGUUGCUCAUGAUAAUGCUAUAUUUGAUGUAUGUUGGAUAAAGGAUGAUACCAAUAUCUUAACUGCUUCAGGCGAUCAAUGUAUAAAGGUAUGGGAUGUACAAGAAAAGCAAUGUAUUAGAACAUUAAUGGGUCACACUGGGAGUGUAAAAUCCAUUUGUCCUCAUCCUACAAAUCAGGAUAUUAUUGUGUCUGGUUCAAGAGAUGGGUCCUUUUCCCUAUGGGACCUGAGGAGCUCGUGCAGCAGCAGUCAGAAAUUUUACACACCGUCAAUUGCAGCAGUCCACAAGGCUCACAUUUCUCCUUGUCAGAGGCGGGUUAAAGGUGGAAAGGCUUCUUCUAUGAGUAUUACUUCGGUCCUUUACCUGAAAGAUGAGAUUUCCAUUGCUACUGCUGGAGCAGUUGACAGUGUCAUAAAGUUCUGGGAUACUAGGAACCUGAAGAGUCCUGUUCUCCAGGCAUGCCCUCUUCCUGAUGCGUCAUCUAAUAAGGGAAAGCGAUUACAUGGAGUAUCUAGUUUAUCUCAAGAUUUAAAUGGUGUGUUUAUUGCUGCUUCAUGCAUGGACAGCAGAAUCUACCUCUACAAUGUGCUUCAGGCAGAAAAUGGGCCAGUGAAAAGUUUCACAGGAUGCCAAAUUAAUUCAUUUUUUGUUAAGUCAGCAAUAAGUCCUGAUGCAGCUCAUGUACUCAGUGGUUCCAGCGAUGGAAAUGCGUAUAUCUGGCAGGUGAACAAACCUCUAGCAGAUCCCACUAUAUUGAAAAGCCAUGAUGGAGAAGUUACAGUAGUAGACUGGUGCCCAUCAGAGACAGGAAAAGUUGCUACUGCAUCAGAUGAUUUCACGGCUCGGUUUUGGAACAUCCAAAGCAGUUGUUACUCAAACACAAGAUCUCCAUCAUCCAUUCGAAGAAGAGUAAUGGCACUUUCUAGCAUGGAACGUCGCAAACUGUUUACUGAUGAUAAACCAGCAAGCAUCAAGAAUGAUUCUGAUGGUUGUCAUUAUUCUGAUGGUUGUCAUUCAAAUAUAGCAUGUAACGAAAACUUCGGUAGUUCAACUAAGACUACUGAAAUCAGCACUCCAGAAUCAAAGAAGAAAAAACAUUCACAGGGUUUUGAAGUUGAAGAGAACUUAGAGAAAACUCCAGAAGCUGCAAUCAAGAGCCCUUCUUCUGUUUUGAAUCCUCCCUCCUCUUUGAAGAGGACAAUUAGAGAUUACUUCUUAAUGACUUGAUCUGGCAUGCACUGUCAAUGAGAUUAACAUUGUAAUUUAAAGAUUGAUUCCAAGUAUAUAUGCUAACACAACAAGUUCAGAUA